Molecule: messenger RNA, 12017 nt
Organism: Lymnaea stagnalis (great pond snail)
Lineage: Eukaryota; Metazoa; Mollusca; Gastropoda; Lymnaeidae
Source: the annotation of a GenBank genome assembly
AUGGUCGUAAAUGAGGGAUAGAAGAAGAGGAAGAAGAAGAUGAAAAGAAAGAAGUUCUUCCUCGUGAUGUUGUUGCUGCUGGCGAUUGUUGUUUCUUUGAUGUGGUUCUCGGAGUGGCGUUCGUUUCUGAGACCAGUUGGGUCAUAUGUAAGUAAUAAUAUAAUAAUCGUUAAAUCAACUUCGUCUAUCUUGCAAACGAUACGUCAGAGGCUGAUCCUACAGUGCUGACUUUUCACCCUUUACAUGUUAAAUUAAGUUAGUUUUGUGCCAGGUAGUCAAGGAAGUUGUAUGUUGUUGUUUUUUUUUUGGGGGGGAUGGGGGUGGGGGAAGGUUUUUUUUUAAUGGAGAAUGAUAUUAUGUUUUAAAACCAAAAACAUGGGGUGAGGGUAUGGUUGGGUAAGAGUUGAGGUCCAUGACCGCACAAGAGCACAAAUGUAGGCCCUUGUUCAAGUAACACAUUAUGAAGAUCACGUUUGUUUAUAAGAAAUGAGCCCCCACUUAAGGUUGCCAUGGAUACAGCACAAACAUAAUUCUUAAUGAUUACUAACUAGACUGGAAACUUUUCUCACAUUGGAUUGAAACGUCAGCGUGGAUUUGAAACCAACAAACAAUAACCGCCUUUAGGGUUACCAUGGACACGCGUCUAAGCGUUACUGUGGGUCAUUAUAAGUGAUAACAUGGAUACACAUACAAACAUAUUAGAGGUACCUUAAAUACAAACCUUGGGACUUGGGUGAACUAUGGAUAUAACAGGAUUGGGUACACACUUUUGGGUUGCCAUGGUCACACACUCUAAGGCUGGGCCAUCCCCGCACCUUUGGAUCCCCCACCCAUUUUUUUUUGUUUUGCGCCCCCCCCCCCUUUUUUUUUUUCAUUUUUCCAUUCAAAGUUGAUAGUUAACAUAUUUUUUUUUUCAACAUCACACCAUUGGGUCCCUCUCAGAGGCCCUGCAGCCCAUGGAAUGGAAGGGCACGCACACAAUGGCUCUGUCUCUAGGGAUGGCUAAGCUUUUUUUAAAAUUGAAGACAAUAAGAACCCAUUACGCAUCAACACAAUGACAACGCCAAGCACGUUACAGUGGCAAUGAAACACCUUUCGGACGCAUGACAGAGCGUUACAUAUCUUACACAACGUAAUUCACAUCUCACACAACCUAAUGCACACUCACACCACAUACACGACCUAAUACACCCUCACACCACACAGACACCCUACGUACCCUAAUACCCCAUCACAAAAACACCAUACACAACAUAACACGCCCCUCACACACCCUAAUAUUACAUCAAACAAAAAACACCUUAUACAACCUAAAAGACCCCUCACAUGUCACAGACACCCAGAAAACAACAUAGAACGCAUUUCACACACCUUAAUCCACCACUCCCAAACACCUCGUACACAAUAUAAUACACCCCUCAGCCCACAUAAACACCACACACACAAUACACCUUACACAUUAUGCCGCACACCUUACUCUCCACUCUGACCCAUGUAUUUACAAACUGAAAUUUUGAUGACAUUUUAAAGAUGUGAGUAAAUAAUGUUUUUUUAAAUGCCCCCCCCCCCAACUCACCAACCUAAUUUCCAACGCCCAAUACUUUCAGGUCAUUUUGGUUGAAACCACGAUACACGACUUGACCAAACUAAGUAAGACCGAACAAUCUGUUCCACGUCUAGGAUAUAGCGUUGCCAAUAGCCGUGCUGUAAGACCUGACAGGAUAUUGCCAGAUACUCGCCACACAGGGUGAGUAGAGUCAGUUCCCUUUGUAUGACCUAUGACCUAUGACCUUACAGCUAAUGAAGAUGGUGUUUAGCAAUCCAGGGCGUUUUUGAGGGAAUAUAUGCGGCUUUGUUUUUUCUUCUAUCAUACCAUUCUAUGACAUGUGGGUCUCAUACCAUUCUAUGACAUGUGGGUCUCAUACUAUUCUAUGACAUGUGGGUCUCAUACUAUUCUAUGACAUGUGGGUCUCAUACUAUUCUAUGACAUGUGGGUCUCAUACUAUUCUAUGACAUGUGGGUCUCAUACUAUUCUAUGACAUGUGGGUCUCAUACCAUUCUAUGACAUGUGGGUCUCAUACCAUUCUAUGACAUGUGGGUCUCAUACUAUUCUAUGACAUGUGGGUCUCAUACUAUUCUAUGACAUGUGGAUCUCAUACUAUUCUAUGACAUGUGGGUCUCAUACUAUUCUAUGACAUGUGGGUCUCAUACUAUUCUAUGGCAUGUGGGUCUCAUACUAUUUUCGUAACAUAUAUCAUUUCUCAAAAGUGUAUUGAUUGCUGGUUUAAGGCAAAUAAAAAUAUUCUCAGUGCAGAUAUUUGAAAUGCAGAUAAUUUAAAAUGCAGAUAUGAAACAAUGGGAAGCUAGAGACCCAAAUCACAUGACUGUCAUUGUGAUUCCAUAAAUAAGUUCAUAUAAAGCCUUUGUCCUCUCAGCUCAGAGGAAGUAGCAGCUAACCAGUUCAACCAAAGACAACGGAAAGCUUUUGGAUUAAACAAACAAAACAACCCAAAUGUGACCCAGUAAAAAUUUGUUUAAAAGAGACUCUCCCUCUUUUUCGUUAGGCUUUUAACUUUUUGCCAAAAGCGAUCAUUUAUACAUUCUACCAGUGAUGUUAAAUGAUGACCAUCCCGGUCAACACAUGUGAGGGUGUGUCCACCAUCAUGGUCAACACAUGUGAGGGUGUGUCCACCAUCAUGGUCAACACAUAUGAGGGUGUGUCCACCAUCAUGGUCAACACAUGUGAGGGUGUGUCCACCAUCAUGGUCAACACAUGUGAGGGUGUGUCCACCAUCAUGGUCAACACAUGUGAGGGUGUGUCCACCAUCAUGGUCAACACAUGUGAAGGUGUGUCCACCAUCAUGGUCAACACAUGUGAGGGUAUGUCCACCAUCAUGGUCAACACAUGUGAGGGUGUGUCCACCAUCAUGGUCAACACAUGUGAGGGUGUGUCCACCAUCAUGGUCAACACAUGUGAGGGUGUGUCCACCAUCAUGGUCAACAAAUGUAAGGGCAUGUCCACCAUCAUGGUCAACAAAUGUAAAGGCGUGUCCACCAUCACGGUCAAAUGUAAAGGUGUGUCCACAAUCAUAGUCUAUAAAUGUGCAGGUCUGUCCACCAACAUGGUCAACAAAUGUAAAGGUGUGUCCACCAUCAUGGUCAAAUGUAAAGGUGUAUCCACAAUCAUAGUCUAUAAAUGUGCGGCUGUGUCCACCAUCAUGGUCAACACAAUAGUGCUCAACAAUGGUGGAUCUGUCCACCUUUGUGGUCAUUAAUAGUGGGGGUAGGACCAGAAAGAAAGUAGAUAGCAUUUGGCCUACUUUAUACUAAACCCUGAAAGGCUCCAUGUUAUUGUUGCUAACCAGCUUUUUAUAAUGAGUUUUAAAUAUAAGAGUAUUAGUAAAGCCACCUUUGUUUAUUAGGCUAUUACGAUAUGAUUUUUAGUAGUUUGAUCAAUUUAUUUUUGUUUUCGAGGGUGGGGAGACAUAACAUUACUUAUAAUUACAAAAUUAAUCAUUGAGAAAAAAUCCCCCCCCCCCCACCCCAUUUUCAUGAAAAAAAAUACCCCUUUCUAUGCCACUGUUUCUGUGUAACGACACAGUGUACUGCAAAGGAUCAUUUCACCAACUUUGUCUCAAAUCGAGUUUUUGUUUUCAAUUUCUCUUGUUUUGAAACAGCUGCGGGUCUCCACACGAGAAGCUCGAGCAUCUUCCUCCUACAAGUCUUGUGAUAACCAGCAGUGCCACGGAGAGAUCUACUUUUGCUAGGACUCUUGUCAGGUCAGUCAGCGCCCAAUUUAAAAUCAAACUAAAUUUUGACGUAAACCAUGGAAAAACGAAACAAUUAAAAAUUGUAGUUCACUAAACUUCAACUUCAAUGAUUUUAUACACAUUUUUUUUGAGGGGUGCAACUAGGGUAAAAGCUGCCUGGGCAGGCCAAUAUUUAUGCCACUCUCUUCCAUGAAAAGAAACCUCUGCAGCUGGCAGAAAAUGCUGCCCCUCCCUAAAGAAAAAAAUAUGCAGCUUCUGUCAUGCCACCCCCCCCCCCCCCCCCCCCCCCCCCCCACCCUUCAUAUGUCAUUUCAUUCUCUCAUCCUAUCCUCCCUUUCGAUUUUUUCUCUGUUUCAAAAAUGUAAGAUUUAAAAAUGGUAAACAUUUCCAUCCAACUGUUUUCACAUGAGCUCUCUCAUGUUCAGCACCUCGACAAAAUUAUGAAGAAUAAAAAUUGCAUCCUGGGGCAGGCCACUACAUUGCAUCCCGCUUCCUAUACCAUUUCUUUUUCUCAUUCUUUCUUCAUCCUACCCUCCCAUACAGAUUUUUUCUCAGCGUCAAAGAUGUAAACUUAUAUGAUUUAAAUUGUUAAACAUAUCCAUCCACUUGUUUUCAUAUGAGCUCUCUAAUGUUCAGCGCCUUGUCAAAAGCCAAGUCAGUGAGAAUCUUUGAUGUUGCCAUUGUAUUUGAUGGAUCCUAUGAUGGUGAGUUCUAAAGUAAACAUAAUUAAAAUUAAAUUGCUUAUUAAAGGGGGCCAUGUCUCAACAAUGGAGAAGGGGUUAAACCUGUACUUAACUUCUCCUUUGCUUGCUAUCAGUUUUUCUUUAAUUGAGCCAGACAUUAAAACCUAUCCAAUGAACAUUUAUUAAAUUGGUUGUUUUAUUAUAAAUUGUUGAAAGUAGGCAAUAGACGUUUAUUGUUGAAGUAAUCAAAUGAUGCUAGAAAUUAUUGAGGUGAUCAAAUGAUGCAAGAAUAUGUUGAGUUUUUUUAAAUUGAAUUAAAUAGAUGAUGAAAUAAUUUUUUUGAUGUAGUCAGAUGCGAUGCAGGAACUUGCAAAUUUCGGGAGCUAUUGCCUUAAACCUUGAGCAUUGUUCAAUAGGCUGCUAUUAAAAUCUAUAAUAUUUCCCUGGAUACUUAUUUUGUUCUCACAGAUUCAAUUUCAUAUUAUUUAAUUGAUUGAAAUCAAUUUCAUAUUAUUUAAUUGAUUCAGUUUCAUAUUAUGUAACUGAUUCAUUUCAAUUUCAUUUAAUUGAUUUAAUUUAAUUUUAUUUAAUUGAUUUAAUUUCAUAUUAUUUAAUUGCAACUUAUAAAAUGGAUUGAGUUCACAAGUUAACAAUCAAAUUUUCAAUCCCCCAUUUUAGCUAAAAUUGGUGAAAUUUUGAGUGGCCUUCAAGGUGUCAGAAUCAUCAUAAACCGGGAUAGGAAAGGUAAACUGAGUCUUGUCUAAUGAAAAUCAUAUGUCUAAAAAUAGCUAACCUUAAGUCUGAUUAAUUUUAAUUCAAUUUUAAUGUGUCAUAAUCAGUUUAAAAAUUAUAUUUAAAAAUAUUUUAUGAUUGUCAGGACAAAAAAAAAAUAAAAAUAACUUUUUUCUUUUUUGUAACGUCUAGGCAAAUCUUUAAAAUUGUUAGCAUUAAAAAACAACAUUUUUUUUUAUAACAUAAAAAUUAAAAUAAUGAUAGGAAUCUUCUGAGUUGAUAAAAAAAGUUAAAGAUUUUUUAUUCUAGGCAGAGCAAUGGCAAGAAUGCAAGGUAUUGCAGCAACAAAAGGGGAGAUUAUCGUUCUGAUUGAAGAUCUAUCAGAAAUGAAUAUGGACUGGUUAUCCCCCCUGAUUUUGCGUUUGAUGGAGGUAGGCAGUCUAAUGUUUGGCAUAUGAUGAGGGAAUCGUGUCCUCAAGGACAUUCAUUGGAUAAAAUCAGGAACUGUGUAAAAGCAUUUGCAUUCCACAUUGCCUCUUAGAGUAUGGCAGUUUAAAAACAGGGUUACUUUGGGAACAGUUGUUUACCAAAAUAGACUUCACAAUAAACCAGGUACUGGAAAGUCAUAUACCUUUAAAAAAACCUUGAUAAAUAUAGCCAAAAAUCAAAUGGAAGAGCUGCAGAGACCCUUUAAUAUCUUCCUUUUUUACAUGCAUGAUGUUCACAUCUGAUGCAAAGGGUUUUAAUUUUAAAAUGAUUUAUGAGAUUAUAAUAUAUGUAUGUUCUCAGUGGUAUGUAAAAUAUUCGCCAUUAAAACUAUCAUGAUUUGUUAAAAUUUUCAUUAUAUGAAAAUAUUUAUUUACCAUUGAUAUACAUUUUUAAAACUCACUUUUUUUUUCUUUUUUUUUUCAAAGAGCCCCAAAAGCCUUGUCACCCCAGUGUAUGAUGUUGUAGAUCAUCUGACCUUUCAAUAUUCAUCUCUUCCAGAGCUAUACAGAGUAGGUGAGUAAGCAUUUUAAUUUUCAUUUAGAUUUAAUUUUUUUUCACCAUCUGAAAUUCAUCCAAACACACUACGUCUGCUUCUAUGCUAUGGUUGUAAAUGAUACUUUUAAGGAUUAAAAUAAACUUGACUUCUUUAUUGUAUCACAUGUAUCAAAUUGCUUCUUUCAUCUUUCUUUAAUGUUUAAUUCAAAGAACAGUAGUGAAUUCUAAUACUUAUAACUAAUAAAAUUAGCUUAAAAUAAAUUGAUGAAAUGGUAUAAUGACCAUACUCUUUGUAAAUAGGCUUUUGGAUGUGCACUAGGUCCAGUUUCAUGUAUGAUUUAAAAAAAAAUAUGAAGAAAAAUGGAAAUAAUUGGCUGUUAAAAAUAAGGGGUAUUUGGAGAGCUGUUCAAAAUUUUAAAAAAUAUUGAUGCAUUAAUUUUUAAAAAUAUGAAUAACUAACCAUUUUAUGCAGUGAAAAUUACUAUAAUAAUAUGUGUUAUGAGCUGGUGUGGCAGAAUGAUUAUGUUUGUGUAUGAAACAGUUGUUCUUUGUGAUUGGUCGGGUUAUGUGAGGGCCAGUUGUGAUUGGUCGUGUUAUGUGAGGGCCAGUUGGGAUUGGUUGGGUUAUAUGAGGGCCAGUUGAGAUUUGUCCGGUUAUGUGAGGGUCAGCUGUGAUUGGUCGAGCUAUGUGAGGGCCAGUUGUGAUUGGUCAGGUUAUGAAAGGUAAAAAAAGUGAGGUGUUUAAAGGCUGUGUGAAUAUAGGGUGCAUGUUAAUGUUAGUUAUUAUUGUAGUGUGAAAAGUGCAAGUCUUAGUUUGUCAGUGUCGAGAUUUGUCUUAGUGCAAGUGGAGUCUUUCACUACUGAUUUGAAGACUUAUCUAUUUCGCAAACACCUGCUGAGGUUAUGUUGUCUAUCUAGCUAUUAUCUUGAAGAUGUAUAUUGGCCUUUGUUGUUUAUGGUUGCAAGGUAUGAAAGACUUAGAAUAGGUGUUCUCGUAUGUAGUUUUUGUAAUGUUGCAUUUUGCACUUCAAUGUGGUAUGUACCGCACUUCGAGCCUUUGGGGAUGAAGCGUGAUUUUCAAAUAAUCUUUAUUAUCAUUAUUAUAAGUGCAAAUGUACUGUGAAAGUUAUAGAGGACAUUUUGUGAACUUGUUAUCCAGUGUGGCCUUGCAAAAAUAGAACUUAAGUAUUCUAGCCUGUUAUUUUUUUGUGUGUGCUUGUUAUCAUCCAUUGUGGAUGGAUGUAUACCCCAGAAUAAUGUUGUUCAUCUAGACAAUAGAUCCUUGCAAACUGCCCAUUCAGUAGGAAGUUCUUAACAUCAUCAAAAUUAAUUAAUCAAUUUCGGUUAAAUAAAUUUAAAAAAUUGUCACAGAUGUGAUUAUAAAAAAUGUUUGAAUUUUUCAUUAAAAAGUUCAGUCUUUAUUAAGGAUUUGACUGGAGUUUGCAAUACCGUUGGGAAGGGGUGCCAUUCUCUUACCAAGUCAGACCAGAUCCCACUUCCAUAUUCAGGUACAGUUGGAAAGCUAAUGAACCACUUUAGUUUUACAAUGUAUGGUAUAUUCCAUCUUAUAUUUACCUCAAUAAUCAACUUUCUUAGCAUUUUAUUUUAAAGCCAUGUCACUGGCCUUUUUAAAAAUUCAAGAUGCAAUUUUAUUUUUAAAAAUUAUUUGAUAAAUAUUUAGCUAAGAAAUUUUGCACCAUCAAUCUUUUAAGACAAAAGUCCUUAAAAUUCAGAUUUUUUUUAGUAAACAAGGGCUGGAAGGGGUGGGGGGGUGGGGGGGAGAUGUAAUUAAUUAAUCAGGGUAAAUUUUAAAAAAAAAUAAUAAUUUUUUUUCAUAAAGAAAAUAAUUAAUGUUCAUGGAAAGUUUAACAAAAAGUUUUAAAAUAAAAAAAAAAUUAUGUUGCCAUCCUAAUUUUUGGUAAUGCUGUGUCAAUAGAAUCUUAAAUAACAAUGGUAUUCUAUAAUAGAUCUCCUGUGACAACUGGCAGUGUGAUUGCCAUGAGGCGGGAUUUCUUCACCUGGCUUGGUCAGUACGACACAACCACUUGGGCCAGAGAUCUGGAAGAUAUGGGUAUAACUUUUAUUCCACCUGUAGCCUUAAAUAUUUAUUUUGACUAUUGAUCAAUUUGACAUUCAAGCAGUACAUUGUAGUAAACACACUACAACUCUUUGCCUUAGUAAAUUCUAACUUUCUUGUUUCCAUAGAUCUCUCACUCCGAGCAUGGUUAUGUGGAGGACAGGUGGAGAUUAUCCCCUGUAGUCGAGUUGGUAUUAUCAACAUCAAAGGUGGGGAGUUGGGAAUCAGCCCUGUCUCAUUUAAUAAUUAUUUAAGGUAAUUGGAAAAAAUAUUUAUACAUAUUUAACAGUCAAUCAGAACGCUAUCAGUGUUUAGCUCCCCUUUAAAUUUUUCACAUUAAUUAUUUAACAAAUAAUUCUCUAAGUUCUAUAAUAAUUCUUACGCUUUCAUCUACAAACUCAUAAUUUUUAUUGAUAUUUUAUAAUCAUUUAUUUGUCUUAAUUUCCAUAGAUUAAACAUUUGUUUAGUUAUUGCAUGCAGUGGUAAAAUAUGCAAAAUAAUAUACCAUAUCAAUUACUUCACAAAAUAAUUCAAUUAAUGCUUUUCAGGAGUGCUAGGCGUAUAGCUGAGAUUUGGUUGGAUGACUAUAAGAGAUUUUUUUAUGCUGUACGACCGUCAGCAAGGAUGCAGCCUAUUGCUGAGUAAGUUUUUUCUUUAAAUAAAAUCAAUUUGUUUUACAGCAGAGAGUCAUAAAUUAUGAUAAAUGUUCUAGAGACAGCUCCUAAAGCAAUAUGCUCUUUUUGGGUGACAGAUCAUAAACUUAUAUUUAACUUUCUUUUUAAAGUCAAUUACACUUUUAUUAAAGAAUCCUGUCUCAUGUGUAUUUUGUCUGUUUCUAUUAAAGCAUCAGCAUCCUGAGAAAGCUGAAAGAGAAACUCAAAUGCAGGAGUUUUAAAUGGUACCUUACCAGUAUUUAUCCACAAUUACAGUAAGUGAAGAUUCAUGUUUUUAUUAUAAAUAUGAACUUUAAAAAUUUUUUUAAAAAAGUAUAUGUACUCUAUUUGAGAAAAAGUAAUUAUAUUAUGACUUAUCCCUUGCUUGAGGUUAGAAUCCACUGGAAAUCCCAAUCCAAAAAACUUUCCGACAUAAUUAAACCAGGGCUUGGAAUAACCACAAAGUUCCAAUUCAUUUUACCAGAGCUAACUGAAAAUAUUGUUUUUAACCAAGUCAUAAAUUCCAUUUUGUAUUCACAGUCCCUCUGAGAAAAAACCUUAAGGGGGUUUGAGCCCCCAAUAUCUCUUUUACAAUGUUAAUCUUCAGACAAAGUUGUAAUUAAACUGCUUUAUGUAUAAAUUACUACUAAUAUUGUUGCUACCAAUUUCAUUAGACCAUUAGUGUCAGAUGAGGUGGCAUUUGGUUACAUUAGGCAGGGAGCGAACUGCCUGGACAUUGAUCCAGGUCAGCUCCCCUUGGUGGCAAAACUUAGAACCUGUGAACCAGGAAAAGAUUCCCAGGUAGGAUAAAUUAUUUUUCCCUUUUUGGGCUGUACUGCAGGGGAUUUUUUUUUUUUUUAAAUCUUUUAAUAUUUAUCAAACCUUUUCUUGUAAUUUAACCAACGUAGCAAUUACUGCUUACAUAAUUAAUUCACUCUUAACUUUAAUUUAGUUAUAAUAAUAAAUGAACUGAGUGAUAACAUUUGUUUUACUGUUUGGACAUUCACAAUGUGAAUACGGUAUGAUUAUUACAAUCUGUAUUGUCAGGAGUGGUCUUGGAGAAAAACAGGAUCCAUCGUGUCCAAUGGAAUGUGUCUGACAUCAGAUCUCAUGAACAUGCAGCGUUUUGUUGUUGUUCAAUUUUGCAAAGAUAUGAGGAAUCAGGUAUCAUUCAUCUGUCAUCUGAGAAUUUUAAUACAUAGUUACCUACUUGUGUUUGUGAUUUGAAGUACUGAAAUGUGAUACUUUUAAAUAUGAAACUUCAUGUUAAGUCAGGUAAUUAAAAAGUAGAACUUUUUUUUAAGAAUUUAUGCUUUAAAAAAAUUAUUAAGGUUUUUUUUACAAACAUAAAUACAUUUAUAAUAUAUGUUCCAUCCCAUAGGCUUGGUAUCGACACAAUGAAAAGAUUGUUCACUUGGAUACUAACCUUUGUUUAGAUGGUCAGCAAGGGGACACUGGACUGUUGAUUGCUGAUUGUAUUAAGGCUGACCUGAGCCAAGCCUGGGCCAUUACUAAUGAAGCCCAGACAGAGUUGGAAUACUUUAACUCAGACACAGCAAACCUGUAGCCAUUAUAUUUAUAUUUCCAAUUAAUCAUGAUGAUUAGAGGAAUUGGCUGAUGCUUACAAGUACCCACUUUUUUGUUAUAUAAGUGAUCAAUGGAAUUUAAUCAAUUUAAUGUUUUGUAAUUGUAAGAUCAAGAUUUCUGAGAUGAUUUUAAAAUAUUUUUGAAUGGGGCCAGAAUUGAAGUUGAACUUAUUUUCUCCAACCCACCUAAUGGAAUAUGGGCAAUUUAACCUGCUGACUUAAUAAUUACAGGGUUAAAUAUAGAUAAAUGUCCUGGAUAGUUGAAGUAAUCAUGCUUAUGAAUUAACAAGACCAUUUGUAUUUGUGCUUUGCUUUAUUAUUUAAACAACACUGUUGGACUCUGCAAACCCCUUGUUCAAAUUUCAUCUCUGUUGCAUUCCCUAAAGAUUUGAAGAGUUAAUGUGCUUACCCAAAAUAUGUCAACAAAAAUAAAUCAACCACUUCAAUUUAAAAUAUGUUUACACAUAUAGGGAAAAGCUGACUUAUGAGCAAUAGAGGGUAAAGCUGACUUAUGAGCAAUAGAGGGAAAAGCUGACUUAUGAGCAAUAGAGGGAAAAGCUGACUUAUGAGCAAGAGGGAAAAGCUGACUUAUGAGCAAUAGAGGGAAAAGCUGACUUAUGAGCAAUAGCAUAAAGCCAAAUUAUUAAAUAAAAAAAGGGAUUUAAAUGAAUUUCACAUUUCUGGUCUAGUAUUUUACUCCACACCAUAGAUAAAAAGGUCAGGAGGAUGGGGACAUCUUUAAAACCCCAGGGUUUUGUUGGUGUAAGGCCUUUUGAAGCUUUUUCAAAAGUAUAGAAUUAGAAAUUCUUUAAAAAUUCUCUUGAUGUAAAUAACAAAAAUUUUUUUUAUGAGUGACCAACCAUCAUUGUUCAUCAGGCCACACAUGUCAUUCAUUGUGAUUACGGCUACUCCGACAGGUGUCCACAGAGUAUGUGGUGUGGAUGGCAUUGACAUAUACGAGAUCUCUAUUGUUUGAUCGACUUCCCCAUUGAGGGAAAAAUGGGAACAGUUAAUUUAAAUAUUAAUGUAACAAUAAUUAAUUAUGCAAAUGUUUUGUAUAUAAUAAUAAUAUAUGUAUUUUGUAUAUGUUAACUCAAGAAGGCAUUUAUCCAAUUCUUUUCAACAUGUUUUGUCUAAAAUAAAGCCUCCUCCUACUUUAUAUGCAUAUAAUGUCUUUUAAUCUUACAGUUGAUAGCAGUCAAAGCAUCUUAGAAUUAUUAAUCCCAGAAAUGACAUCAUUAGGACCAUAGGAUUUGUUAAAAUAAUAAAAACAAUAUUGUUUAUUUUUUAAAAUCAAAUCAAAAGAAUUAUUUUUUUUUAUGAAAAUGAUUUUUUAUUUUUAAACCCUGCCUUCAGAUUUGGGUAUAUUCUUGUACAUUUUCCCCCUUACAGCAUUCAUGUGUUAUCAUAAAGUAUAUAACGUAAACUUGGCAUUUAAAAAAAGGAUGUGCAUGUCUGUUUUUUGUGUGCAUGUCUGUUUUUUGUAAGCACUCAUGAGUUUUUAAUGAUCAAUAAAAAUUUGUUGUUUUUAAA